ACAGACUGCAGAGAAAGAAUUGCAAUAAAAUCGUUUUUCAUUAUUUUCAUAAUAAUGAAACCCAAUGAAACUAGAUUCAUUUACUGUCCAAUUUCAUUUAAGUGAGACAUAACAGUUAAUGAGGGUGAGAGGGGAGACGGAGAGAUAGGAAAAGGGAGUAAUUGAAAAUGCUGCCAAGGAUUUCGAGAUUACAGUACAAGAGAAGAGGGGAGGGCAAUAACCGGGGACUACAAGUCAGACAAGAAAGCGGAGACAGGCAGACUGCAGUGAGUGAACAGGAGUAAAGGAGGAACAGGGCACAGGAAUAAGAUUUACAUACAAGGCAAAGAUUAUAAAAAAGGACAAAAGGAAGCAGAAGAAAAAGACGAGUAUACUGCAAAAUUAAGGAGCCUUAAGUGCAUCAAUAAGCAAAGAUACUCACUUCUAUAAUCUCCAAGACAGGAAUAAUGGUACACAUACUAGUUAUAUCAUGGCUGAUGACUCUUGGGACUUGGGGGCCAACAGCAAUCUGCGCCCCAACAAAUGAUCUCGAGCCCCAUAAUCGGACCCAGAAAGACAUGGAUAUUGGGUCACUCCGCCGCCAACUCUCCUCUGGUACUCGCCCUUACAGCCUAUCCUUGUCUCCUCAAGACUACCACUAUUCUCCCAAACCCAAGCACCUACGUGUUUCCAGACUACUUCGGCUCCUUGGAUCUUCGUUUGAUCCUUUCUGGAUGUCUGUGGAGCAACCUGCAGAUUAUAGCACAAGUCUGCUUUCUACACUCAGUCAGGACCUAUAUGAUGGUGCAAGUCGGUACCGCAAAAAGCUGGCUCAGGAGGUUCAAGGUUUGAAUUUUGAUUCUUUACAAUUGCCAACAGAGCUAUCUGCCAACGCUAGCCAGAAUAUCCAGAAUGAAAUUCGUCAGUGGUUGGUGCAGAGAGCCAGCUGCCAACUCACAUCAACAUGGGUGGACCUUGGAACAGUUUUCUGGCCAAGAUGGGUGCGACACACAGACUGUGAUGGGACUAACACUGCCUGCUCUUGGCCACCUGGCAUGGCAUGCAGACAAGCACAAUUUACACAGAUUAAACUGCUGGCCUGGCACUGCUGGAUGAAGGACACUGGCUUGGGCUGGGCCACACAGCAAUGCACCUGGAGGCAGGUACCCUACCCAGUAGUGGCUGCAUGCAAAUGUACCUGCAGAUGAGUGACAGGAGUGCAAAGGAGACUAUCCCAUACCAAUGCUACUAUAUACCUGCUUGUCAUUAACAUUCCAUUCCUCAGAAAUCUAAUGGGAAAUUUAUUUUAACAACUGUGAAAUAAAAUUAUUUUUU
This is a messenger RNA of Xenopus laevis (African clawed frog), 1314 nucleotides long. It is a transcript of the gene nog4.L, whose product is annotated as noggin 4 L homeolog. Gene Ontology annotation, biological process: osteoblast differentiation; negative regulation of cell differentiation; dorsal/ventral pattern formation. The record is from RefSeq and is a predicted model, not a curated record. Gene Ontology annotation, cellular component: extracellular region. Bases 447 to 1187 code for a protein of 246 amino acids. Lineage: Eukaryota; Metazoa; Chordata; Amphibia; Anura; Pipidae. The transcript has a single exon.